UCACAUCCUCUCGGAGCGAGCGGGGUGUAAACUUCCAUUUGAGGCGGGGAAAGAGGUGAGAGUCCGAGCGGUCCCACGCAGACCCUGUCAAAGCUCCGCGGAGGGACUCCGGUGGUUUUAUUGUCUGCCUCUCCGCAGCUCGGACGGAGCCUCCCAGCCCGAAACCCUGUGAGCCGGAGGACCUGUUCGCCGCGAGCUCGGCCUGAUCUGCUCCCACGCGACAGAGAGGGCAGAUCGCCCGUCGAGGAGGAGGAGGAGGGGGGGGGGAGUGUCACCUUAGGGCCUUGUAGAUUUUCCACGGAUUUAUUUGGACGUUUGAUUGGCUGCCUGCAAUGUCCCGGAAAAAUGAAAAUCCUUCAGUGGGAAAAGUCUUUGUGGAUAUUUGCUGAGAAGGUAACUGCUCGAGGUGUUGUACCUUGAACACACAUGGGCCUAUAGGGAGCGGGGUGUCUGCACGAGGCGGAGGGGCCUGAUCAUUCUUCACGAUAGGCCCGCUCCAAAAUUUAAUAUCUCUCGUAUCCUCGUAUUAAUUAAUAUAAUCUCGUAUCCUGCUAAUUUCGUUGAAACGACGGACAACAUGGGCUCCGAAAUCCACCCAAACGCAGAUUCCUGGCACCGCAUGAAUACAGCUGUAAUCACCGAGGGAGCCUCAAGUACUUAAAUGGCCUAUCACGAGCGAUACAAUCAAGCUCCUUUAUGUUUCAAGAUCAGCUGCAACUUCUGCUCAUUGUCUCCUGUGAAUUGACCGAUCUCCAAUUGGGCCUCUUCACGCUGGAGAUUUUCGAUUUUCGAUUAUACGGCUAUUGAAAUCGGAAUGUGCCAUUUUGCUGAUGGCCCGGCGCCUUCCCUUGAUUGACGGUUGAAAUUGACACUCGAGUUGCCUCUCAUCCCGAGCAUUUCAAGCUAUCACUAAUUGCAGGGUUUAAAUGCGGCAGAAGCCGUUGUUGGUUGUUUUGGACCGGAUAUAGCUUGAAGGGUGGGUUUGGUGGUGUAGGGAUGCGUAAUGCGCAGAGCAGGGCGCGGAGUCGGCUCCAUCUUCUCUCCAAAUAGGCACCGUUCAAGACUGGAAAAUGUCUGAAUCGGAGGUGAAGAAGGAGUCGAGCGAGUGCAGCCCUGCGGAGCCUCCCUGCGCGUGCUCUCCUCCCGCGCGGCCGUCCGCCAGCCACCAGUGCGCCAGCUGCGGCAUGGACAUACACGACCGGUACCUGCUCAAGGUAAACAACCUGACCUGGCACGUGGGCUGUCUGGAGUGCUCGGUCUGCAGAGCGUCACUGCGUCAACACAACAGCUGCUACGUCAAAAACAAAGAAAUCUACUGCAAGCUGGAUUAUUUCAGUAGGUUCGGCACCAAGUGUGCGCAGUGCGGUCGCCAGGUGUACGCCAGUGACUGGGUGCGGAGGGCCCGCGGAAGCGUCUACCACCUUGCCUGCUUCGCCUGCUUCUCCUGCAAGAGGCAGCUGUCCACCGGGGAGGAGUUCGGCCUGGUGGAGGGCAGAGUGCUGUGCCGGAGCCACUAUGACAUGAUGCUGGACAACCUCCGCAGGGCCGCCGAAAACGGGACAGGACUGACCCUGGAGGGAGCUCUGCCUUCUGAUCAAGAUGGCCAACCCAAACCAGCCAAGCGGGCCCGGACCUCCUUCACCGCGGAGCAACUGCAGGUAAUGCAGACCCAGUUUGCCCAAGACAACAACCCUGACGCCCAGACAUUACAGAAGCUGGCAGAAAUGACAGGACUGAGCAGACGAGUCAUACAAGUUUGGUUUCAGAACUGCCGAGCGCGACAUAAAAAGCACCCCCCUCAGAACAGCGCUUACUCUCAGAACGGCCCGCAUUCUCGAAUGCCUCCAUCGCUGCAGGAGGAGCUGCACUACUCUCCGUUCAGCAGUCCUGACAGGCCGCACCUGCUGGCCCUGCACGGCUACCUGGACAGUCAUCCCUUCUCAGUGUUAACGGCACCCAACCACCUGACGCAUCCCUCCAUCCCCUUACCACAGCUGCCCAUCAGCCGUUGAUCUCGGCCAUUGACCCCCCCCCCCCCCACCUCCUUCCAGGACAUUCUGCACAGCAGUCCGCUUCAUUUGGGAGUCUAACCCUGGGAUAGCACCACCUACUGCUUACUGUGUUCAAUAACAUUGGAUAUCUAUUUGUCAGACUAUUGAACCAACGGAGAAAUAGCCUCCACCUCUGCACGGGAGUUACUUUGGAUACAGAUGUCUCCCCCCCCUUUUUUUUUUUUUAAAUGGGACACAAAAAAAACAUUGACUCUAGGCUGGACUUCUUUUCUCUCUGUGUUCAUCCAUUCCCUCAAGGUAUUUUAAAGCCUCAAAUAUGAGCUUUCAAAAAAAAGAAAAAGAAAAGAAAAGAAAAAAGCAAGGCUAGACAGCAGUGUUUAAACCUCAACUUUUUUCUGUAUUGUGUUGAAGACAUUUGCAGCUUUAUUGUUGUAUGUUGUCGUAUCGUUGCAAGAAAAUGGGAGUGGCUUUAUUUAUUCAGCGAGAACCUUGACAGAAAGCACUUUUAAAUGUCUUGAAAUGGAAUAAGUCAAUGAUUGUACAUUGUAAGUACUGCUAUUGUCAAAUAAAGUGUAU
Lampris incognitus (smalleye Pacific opah) is the source of this 2588-nucleotide messenger RNA. It is a transcript of the gene lhx6b, whose product is annotated as LIM homeobox 6b. The coding region runs from base 1071 to 2012 and encodes 313 amino acids. Gene Ontology annotation, molecular function: DNA-binding transcription factor activity, RNA polymerase II-specific; RNA polymerase II transcription regulatory region sequence-specific DNA binding. Gene Ontology annotation, cellular component: nucleus. NCBI's taxonomy places the organism in Eukaryota, Metazoa, Chordata, Actinopteri, Lampriformes, Lampridae. The transcript is spliced from 9 exons. The record is from RefSeq and is a predicted model, not a curated record. Gene Ontology annotation, biological process: neuron differentiation; regulation of transcription by RNA polymerase II; forebrain neuron development.